AUGACCACAAUGCCGAGACGACUGGAGGUCCAGAGCUCGAUCGUCACUGGUGGGGACAGCUUUAACAUGUGGCACGACUACAUGAAUCUGAGCCAAGUGUUCGAGAGACUGUGCAGCAACCGUGAGGUUGAUAACCGAGACACCGAGCGUCCAAAGAAGGGACAAGCGCCCCCCUGGAGUAAGGUCCACACUUCCACUCGGGGGAAGAAAUCCUCCAAAAACUCAUCGCAGUCCAGUCCGACCAGCAGCGCGUCGGACACCAGCAGCAGCGCGUCAUCCUCGGACUACUGCCGCUUCUGCAAGCAGAACGGGGAGACUCCGAGGGUGUACCGAUCUCACAAGCUCAAAUCAGACGACGGGAAAGUUUUCUGCCCCAUCCUCCGGAACUACACUUGCCCUAUCUGCGAAGCCACCGGUGACAGCGCUCACACACGCAGGUACUGCCCGCAGAUGAAGUGGGAGGCGGCUGGGAGGAUGCAGACGGGAGUCAAGUUCUGGUAG
Neolamprologus brichardi is the source of this 501-nucleotide messenger RNA. RefSeq names its product nanos homolog 2 (gene nanos2). The record is from RefSeq and is a predicted model, not a curated record. Gene Ontology annotation, molecular function: RNA binding; zinc ion binding. NCBI's taxonomy places the organism in Eukaryota, Metazoa, Chordata, Actinopteri, Cichliformes, Cichlidae.